Messenger RNA from Botrytis porri, 1118 nucleotides. RefSeq lists its product as uncharacterized. The record is from RefSeq and is a predicted model, not a curated record. The transcript is spliced from 6 exons. The coding region runs from base 326 to 1048 and encodes 240 amino acids. Lineage: Eukaryota; Fungi; Ascomycota; Leotiomycetes; Helotiales; Sclerotiniaceae.
CUUUCUUCGAUACGUCCCUCUAAAUUUCGAGUUCCAUUCUUUGCGAAACUCAAGAGCACAAUUGACGAUAUCCGCAUACAAUCUACAAUUUCACAGUUUUCAUCGACCAAUUCAACAUUUCUUGCCAUAGCCUUAAGCCUAACAAGUUUCUCAAUUGACAUACGCAGGAACUUAGGCAAUGAGACUAUUUCUGUCAACGUUGGCAUUGGUGACUCAUGUCAAACCUUCACCGUUCACAAGUCUAUACUUCAACAGUGUACCACUUACUUUGAGUCCAACAAACUAUUUGACACCAUGGCUGCACCACAAGGAAUGAUCUUCCUCAAUGAUGAGAAUCCAAAAGUCUUCAAACUUUUUGUUGAUUGGGCUUACAACGGAACCGUUCAAAAGCCUCAAUCCAAGUUAUACGUCAAAAGCAAAACCAUCUCUGGUAGAAAUUGGUCGUCUCGAGUUGGAGCUCCUCGGAAAGUUCAAUGGAAGCCUCAAAACUCUGGUCAAUUUAUACUCACUUGCCGAAAGAUGGGAAUUUCAUAACUUGAUGAAUCGUACCAUUGAUGCCAUUCAAGAUGGCUAUGUUGAGUUUGGUACUGUCUUCGGACCCGGUCUUGCAGCCCAAAUUUGGCAAGAGACAAAGUCAGAUUCUACCCUGCGAGAAUUUUGUAUUGCAAGCACAGUUAUGCAUAUGGAUCGUGGUUGCACUAAACUUCGACAAGAAGUGAUGCCGCAUUGCAUUGUAGUCCCUGGAUACUUUGCAGGCAUGCUUAGAUGGGUUUCCAGAAACUUUCAUCUCAUGGGUCGACGUUCGAAGGAAGUGGUGGAACCAUGGAACUCAAAUGAGAGCUUUAGCAUGCUUCAUAGAUCCAAACUCUGUCCCUGCCACUUUCACGUACACCCUACUGGUCAGGCACACAAAGGACACAAAUCAUGUGCAGUUCCGUUCAUGGACUGCUCAUAUCCAGAAGAUGAUGAGAAGAUGGAAGGACUUGAUAUCUUGAACCUGGUUAUGGGAUUUGCGAUGAUGGGAUGCAACCUGUGCGAUCCACAGUAGGAUUAUCAAGUAUGAGAUUGAUUGAGACAAUAUAUAUCAGAUCGGAGGUCAGGGAUUUGCGCAGCCUUGC